AAAGGCGUUAUGACACACGGGAAGUGUGCUUUGAGAAUAGAGGAACAAUGUCUACUUCGGUCAGCCCGAGUCUCAUGAAAUCAGCAGAUCUGAUCAAGAAAGAGCCUCUGGAUUAUGGAGGAUUUGGAGAAGUUUACUUGUGUUACCAUAAAACUCUUGGACAUGUGGUGCUAAAGACCGUCUACACCGGACCACCCCGCAGUGGCCGACAGAAGCAGUCUCUCCUGGAAGAGGGCAGUCUGAUGAGCAGAUUGAACCAUCAGCGUGUGGUCAAACUACUGGGUGUUAUUCUGGAGGAUGGAGAUUAUUCAUUGGUCAUGGAGCUCAUUCCUAAAGGAAACCUGCUCACCAUGCUGGAGACGGUGACGGUUCCAAUAUCUGUGAAAGGGAGGAUCAUUCUGGAAAUCUUGGAGGGAAUGGUUUAUCUGACGAAGAACCAAGUCAUUCACAAAGAUCUGAAGCCUGAAAACAUCCUGGUGGACAAAAACUUCCAUAUAAAAAUAGCAGAUCUGGGUCUGGCCACAUCUGAGGUGUGGAGUAAACUGACGAAAGAGGAGUCCCGUCGACAGAGUCGUCUGGGGAAGAAGACGAGUGCUCACGCGGCCGGGACGCUGUGCUACAUGGCCCCCGAGCACCUGAAGAGCAUUCACACACGCUCCAGUGAGAAAUCUGACGUCUACAGCUUCGCCAUCGUACUGUGGGUCAUCCUGACUGGACGAGAGCCGUAUGAGAAUGCAAGAAGUGAGGAUCAGAUCUGCCACUGUGUGUGUCAGGGUGAACGGCCUGAUGAAGCGCUGAUUCCCCCGAACACACCGACGGACAUCACUGACCUGAUGAAGAGCUGCUGGCACCAGGACCCUCUGCAGCGGCCCUCCUUCACAGAUUGCUAUAAUCGGUUUUUACCUUUCUACAAGGAGAAGCUGGCAGCAAAUGUCAAAGCAGAUCUGGAAAAUCUGAUGAAAUUAUAUGAGGGGCCGGAAGAGCUUGUAGAAAAGCUGAAAUUGCUCAACACAAAUGCACUCAUUCCUGAAGACCCUUCGCUGUGCUCCAGAGACUCUCCGACGCCACUGAGGAGCUCAGAUAUAGGCCCGGUGGAGGCCAGCAUUGAAGACCUGAGCUUCAGGUCCUGUGAAGACUCUGUGCUGGAGGCCGACGCAACUCCCAGCUGUCCCAAUCUGGAGCUCAAACUGGAGCAGGAGUACAACUACCACAAAUUCGGCAGUCGAAUCGUGGACCAGUCAGACGGGAGUAUGUGGAGUCCAGCACAGCAGCCGGCCAGCAGCACAGAUGCUUCUUCGCAGAUGUCUUCAGUGAAGUCCUGGACCAAACCAUCAGCUCCAAGCACUGAGGAGGAGCUGUAUCCCAGAGCGGCUGCGUCGUUUGAUAGUUUACACAGGCCCGAAUUGAGGAGUCAGUUUUCAGUGCCACAAUCUGAUCAUGAGAGACUUCGGCCGCAUGCUCAUUUGCCAUGGAAUCGGGUCAAGUCCUGUCCGGAGGGAGCAAAUCAUGUGGCAGAGUCUCUUAUAGAUACAAACUCCAACCUUCGCUUUAACUCACCUGUCACAUAUCCUGCAUCAGACUCAGCUUUUCCUGUGAGCAUCUCGAAUGCCAGUGCGAUUCAGAUCGGGAGUUACAACACAAUGAAUCUGCGAAUAUCUGACAGCAGCCCCUACAGCUCAUUCUCUACUACAGGAUCCACCACCAGCAGAUACAAAGAGCUUCUACUGAUGUACGAGAGCCACACGGUCACCGAGAGUCACCUGGAGCUGGUGCGGCAGAACGUGGGUGCAAACUGGAAGCAAGUGGCUCGUAAACUGGGUCUGAGCGAAAUCGAUGUGGAGACCAUCGAGCACGACUACGACCGCGACGGUUUGACGGAGAAAGUUCACCAGAUGCUGGAGCGCUGGAAGAUGCGGGAGGGUCUGAUGGGCAUCACCGUGGGUAAACUGUGCCAAGCGCUCGAGGGCUGCAUCAAACCCAACGCCCUCCUGCACAUGCUGCGCCAGCUGCAAGAUUCCGCCGCCGCCCCGUAAAAAAUAUACACACCCGACGACUGUUGUGUCUUUAUCAGGUUUGAGAAUUUUAACCCUCCUGUUGUCUCGAAUUGUGUAUACAGCGUUCAUCAUGAGGGUCAGAA
Danio rerio (zebrafish) is the source of this 2137-nucleotide messenger RNA. RefSeq names its product receptor (TNFRSF)-interacting serine-threonine kinase 1, like (gene ripk1l). The record is from RefSeq and is marked provisional. Gene Ontology annotation, cellular component: cytoplasm. Lineage: Eukaryota; Metazoa; Chordata; Actinopteri; Cypriniformes; Danionidae. Gene Ontology annotation, molecular function: transferase activity; protein kinase activity; protein serine/threonine kinase activity. Gene Ontology annotation, biological process: cellular response to cytokine stimulus; signal transduction; positive regulation of defense response.